This is a messenger RNA of Medioppia subpectinata, 314 nucleotides long. The record is from the annotation of a GenBank genome assembly. Lineage: Eukaryota; Metazoa; Arthropoda; Arachnida; Sarcoptiformes; Oppiidae.
AAAUGUAUGAAAUGUUGAGAAGUUUAGGCGCCGGCGGUUUUGGAUGUGUGUAUGAAAUGAGAUAUAAACACAGCAAAGAGGAUAUACACUAUGCGAUUAAAAAAUGUCAAUUAAAUGAAGUGCAUGUAUUGAGUGAUGAAUACAAACAAAGUAUUGCUAAACACACCGCAGAUGUGGCUCUAUAUAUGGCACCCGAAGGACAGACCACUGAAUACAACCAUUUAAUAGAUGUCUAUAGUCUGGCACUCAUUGGAGCGAAAAUAUUUGGUUUUGAUUCAAACAAUAUCAGAGACGGAGUAGAGUUAUGGAAAGAC